GGCUUGUGUUGUGAUUAGUGUCUUUGUAUUUAGUCCUGCUUUCCCUGUGUUCUCUGUCAGUUCGUUAGCGUCUUUCGUGUAUUCAAGUCAAGCGUUUUUCGUGUAUUCAAGUCAAGCGUUUUUCGUGUAUUCAAGUCAAGCGUUUUUCAUGCCCUGGGUUGUCGUCUUUCAUGUAUCAAGUCAAGCGUUUUUCAUGUCUUGGAUUUCCCUGUCGUCUUUCAUGUAUCAAGUCAAGCGUUUUUCAUGUCUUGGAUUUCCCUAUCGUCUUUCAUGUGUUCAAGUCAAGUGUUUUUCAUGUCCUGGAUUUUUCCCAAACUUAACAUUUUUGUAAAACAGCUUUUGGAAUAAAGCUCGCCUUUUGUUCGUACCCAUACCUGCCUCCCCUUGUUGCUGCACUUGGGUCCUAUUUCCCCAAACCCUGACAAAUACACACUUCAAUUUAAGUGCCACUUAUUCAAGUCAACCCAAAGUCAGGAACUGGGUAAAAAUUCGUCCAAUCAAAGCUAUGUAAGGCAAGGCAAGUUUAUUUAUAUAGCACCUUUCAACACAAGACAGUUCAAAGUGCUUUACAAACAUGAACGAUAUUAAGAGCAUUAAGAAUGUAAGUAAAAGAUAUCCCGUUUUCUCAAAAUGAAUGCUAAGGUGAUACGACCUGAUACGAGGUGACAAGCCCCUGCAAAGUUAUUCUGAUCAUCAUCCCCGUUUUAAUUUUUCAAUAAAGCUUUAAUCCUAUGACUCCUAAGGAAAAAACCUUUAGCAAGUUACGUGUGCUAAAACACGAUACAUUUAUUAUCAAAAGUAUUCGAGUUAAUUUAUUUUAAAAUCUAGUCACAUUUUCUUAAUUUUAAAGCAUGCAAACCCCAAACUGAGUUGCGUAACGGCUUAUUUCCGUUUGUCUCAUGCGUGUGGGUUUUCUUCUUUCCGCUUACUUUUUCCAGUUAGAGUUAACCUCGGAGGUACUUCUGCAACAUGAUUGGCCGGUGUCGUCCCUCUAGCUAAGCGUGUGUGUGCGUCUGUCUGUGUGUGUGUGUGUGUGUGUGUGUGUGUUUGGAGGGGUUUAUAACAAAACUAUAGUCCUGCUCGUGAGCUUUAAACCAUUGUAAACCCAGACGCUUAGCAGCAACAGCAGCAGCAGCAGAAGCAGUAGCCUGGUGGUGUUUAGUUUCUCUGCUCCAACAUGACCUCAGACAUUAACACAGACUUGGAUCUGGAGCUUGAUGGGUUGCUGCAGGAAUUCCAGGAUGUGGUGGAGGAGCUGAAAGCCCCCUCUCUGAGCAAACCGCAUGCUUACCAGCACGUCUUGCAGGAGGCCAAAAGUCGCACGGGGCUGGGAGAAGACAGCGGAGUCGAGGACUCAGAUUACAGCAGCGAAGCUUCUUUGGGAAACAGUUUGAACACCAGCGAGGAGGAGCUUCACACAGCAGGCAUAACGUUGGCACCGAAAGCCAAGCUGGGAGACACAAGGGAACUUGAGAGUUUUAUCGACAUGCUCGACCGAGAACUUGCAGAGAUGUGAACUAAGAGAGAAAGAGAGACACAAAGAUGGAGAAAAGCAGGCCGGGGGCGAUUGACUGGCUACCGCCGAGCAGACACUCAGAUCUACACCAGAGCAGAUCUGAGGGAACAAAUGCUCCACUGGCUUCUUCAGGGGAAAAGGUUAACAUCAGAAAUUAGAAGGGCACUCCAUUCCAAAAUGCAGGAUCCCCCCAGACCCUUGGUGACGCUGCAUCAAUUCGGAAAGACGACGCCCCUACAGCUUCAGAUCAGAGAUAUGCGGCAAAUUCCUGAAACUAGACAAAGCCUCUUUCUGUCUGGAGGUACGAACGAAUGCUCCCAGAAAAUCGAAAGUAUGCUAUUGCAAAAUGUACAUUUCCAAUAAGUACAACAGCCCUAAAUCUUCAGUGUUAUUUAUAUUGUUUAAAGAGGCUGUUCCAAAUUACAGAUGGCACUUCAGUUUUAAAUGAACUAAGGUCCCAGAGGUCCGGAUCAGUGUGUAAUAGGCCAUUAAAAGUUGAUCUGACAUUUCCAGUGUAUAGUUUUUGUUAAUAUUCCUUUUUCUUAUAUAUAAACUGUUGUACAGACAAAUGCACAUAUAAAUAAAGUUCCAUUUGCACUGAAUUACGUAUAGAUUUCCUUUGUUGCUUUACACAUGAUCUGAAACUACAUUUAAAUGUUGUCCCAAAUUGAGUGCAGAGACACUGCUGAUAUUGCUGGCCAUAUUUGAUUGUAAACACACACAAUGUUGAAAGCCUUUCACUUUUCUGAAGAAUACUCCUGACAGUACUGGCAUUAAAUUGUAUUCAAUGUGUCUACACUUCACAAUA
Molecule: messenger RNA, 2324 nt
Organism: Eleginops maclovinus (Patagonian blennie)
Lineage: Eukaryota; Metazoa; Chordata; Actinopteri; Perciformes; Eleginopidae
Product: regulator of cell cycle RGCC-like
Exons: 5
Coding region: 1178-1516 (112 amino acids)
Biological process (GO): regulation of cell cycle
Source: RefSeq, a predicted model, not a curated record